AUGCAUUUCACCAAACCCCUCAAAACCCUCCUAGCCAUCCUCCCCUUCACCAGCACCGUCCUCGCAAAAGAAUCAUCGCCUUCGCUCCCCUCAACUCCAGAACUCUCUUUUCUCUAUACAGCCUACGUCAUUUGCGCCCCUUCAGUCUAUGAAUUCCAAACUCCCGCCGGAAUCCAAGCUGCAAUCCCUAUCAUUGGCGGCAACUUCACCGGACCCCGCUUGAAAGGAAAGAUCCUCGAUCUCGGCGCGGACUGGGGAACCGCCGAUCCGCAGACGGGCAUUUUCUCCGCGAACACCAGAUAUAAUCUGCAGACCCAUGAUGGGGCUUAUCUAUACCUGCAAACCUCGGGAGCUGAGCAGCCCGAUGGCAAUCUGCAUUUGAGGAUCAAUAUUGCGACAGGGAGUAAGGAGUACUAUUGGUUGAAUAAUGUUGUUGCUUUUGGAAUUUUGCAAAAUGUCGGCGACACUGCGGAGGGCGUUUCGACUUUGCGUAUCGAUGCUUGGCAUAUGGCGAAUGAGUGGAACUCCACCACGUUUGUUAAUGGGACUACAUAUCCGUGA
Messenger RNA from Penicillium verhagenii, 561 nucleotides. Its product is annotated as DUF3237 domain-containing protein. The record is from RefSeq and is a predicted model, not a curated record. The coding region runs from base 1 to 561 and encodes 186 amino acids. NCBI's taxonomy places the organism in Eukaryota, Fungi, Ascomycota, Eurotiomycetes, Eurotiales, Aspergillaceae. The transcript is spliced from 3 exons.